Chroicocephalus ridibundus (black-headed gull) is the source of this 4707-nucleotide messenger RNA. It is a transcript of the gene KLF11, whose product is annotated as KLF transcription factor 11. The record is from RefSeq and is a predicted model, not a curated record. Gene Ontology annotation, biological process: regulation of transcription by RNA polymerase II. Bases 143 to 1738 code for a protein of 531 amino acids. Lineage: Eukaryota; Metazoa; Chordata; Aves; Charadriiformes; Laridae. Gene Ontology annotation, molecular function: RNA polymerase II cis-regulatory region sequence-specific DNA binding; DNA-binding transcription factor activity, RNA polymerase II-specific. The transcript is spliced from 4 exons.
GAGGCGGGAACGGGGGGGAGGCGGCGCCGGUUCCGGCUGCUGGUGCUCGGUGUGUGUGUGUGCGCGCGCGCUGCUGUGGCUGCUCGCCGGCCACACCGCUGCUGUUGCUGCCGCUGCCGCCGCCACCCGCCGGAGCCGCGCCAUGCACAGCUCGCCCUGCUCGGAGAUGGGGGAUGCGUCCACGGUUGACAUUGUGGACAUCUAUGAGUCUAUCCGUGAAAGGCAGCGUCAUGACAGCGAAAGGUCUACCUGCAGCACCUUGGAGCAGAACGACAUUGAAGCUGUUGAAGCGCUUGUUUGUAUGAGCUCCUGGGGUCAAAGAUCGCAGAAAGGUGACAUAUUAAAGAUAAGGCCACUUACACCCUUCUCGGAUUCUGGUGAUUUCACAAUGCACGCUGAGGCUACAUCUGAAUUACCAAAGGACUAUUUAUCUACGCUGUGCAUGACCCCUCCGCACAGCCCCGACUUUGUUGAGAUAUCAGCUGCUAUGCUUCUCUCCUCACAAGUCACUUACUCCAAACCAAGGACUGUCAUGGCAAAUACAGCUGCCUGCUCAGUCACGUCAGCGACUGGUGCCUCCCCCAUAACCAAGCCAUCUGUUAUCAACAUGGAGCGACAGUGCAGUCAGAAGCCGGAGAUAUCUGAAUCCUUUGCCCCUCAGCCUUGCAGGGCCAUGGCAACAAGUGUGAUACGUCACACAGGUGAUAGUUCUGCUUACCAUCACAUUCCUGCUGUGCAAGAGAAAACAAAGGUAACUUCAGGCUGCAGCAGUUCCAGAGACUGGUGUGGGGCAGAUGACCGAAGACAUUCCAGGCUGCCACAGGACACGUGUGCCACGCAUGAUUUAAUUAACAAAACCUCUCCAGUACAUCAGCCUUAUGCACAUGACUCCAGUGAUAUUGUGACCAAUAAAGGACAACUACCAGUCCGGCCUGUUUCGCCACAGACCCACUUACCAAAGAAUUGUGAGAAUGACUUGCAAAAAAGAGCUACCCCAGUGACACCUGUCCCCGUUUCAAGCCCCCAGGUUCUCUGUCAAAUGAUCCCUUUAAAUGGACAAAGCAGUAUGAUCAAUGCCUAUGUCAAGCCUUCAACUCCAACAGUCUCAACUCCCAUGAAACCUAUUUUACCGCAGACAGCCCCGCUCUCUCAGCCUGUACUCAUGGGACCUUCUGUGCCUCAGGGGACCGUCAUGCUGGUUCUUCCACAGACUGCUGUCACACAGACACCACAGUGCCCGCAAACAGUAAUGACUGUUGGGAACACCAAGUUACUGCCCCUUGCUCCUGCUCCUGUGUUCAUAGCUUCUGGUCAAAGCUGUGCCCCCCAGAUGGACUUUUCUAGACGGAGGAAUUAUGUUUGCAACUUCCCUGGGUGCAAGAAAACCUAUUUCAAAAGCUCCCACCUCAAAGCCCACCUUCGUACCCACACUGGAGAAAAGCCUUUCAGCUGCAACUGGGAAGGCUGUGACAAGAAGUUUGCCCGCUCAGAUGAACUGUCACGCCACCGUAGAACUCACACGGGAGAGAAGAAGUUUGCUUGUCCUGUGUGUGAGCGUCGCUUCAUGCGCAGUGAUCACUUGACAAAGCACACCCGCCGCCAUAUGACCACAAAGAAGAUCCCCAGCUGGCAGACAGAGGUUGGCAAACUCAACAGAAUUGCCACAGCAGAGAAACCGAAAAGCAGCAGUGCUCUGAGCAUGCUCAUCCCCAUGCCGUCGUCCGUCUGUCAGGGCUAGUGAGAGGAUGCUCCUUCUCUACAAGCUUUCUGAAAAUCAGGAAGAGCUCUGAUGGCUACAACAGAACUGACAAUGGCUUUUUUCCCCUCCCGUGUUUGUGCAUACUUUAGUUUCCCUUGAGUGCUCUAUUAAUAAUGCUAUGUGAGACACCUAUCAUAUCUUUCCUUGUCCCUUCCCUAUUUGUUUUUUUUCAAUACUUGGGCAAAUGCAAUCACCAGCACUUCAGGAAACCAGAACUCUUUGGAAGUUAUUUUGGCAAUAGGUUAAAAAAGUCACUUGUAAUGUUUGCUGUUGAUAUUUUGAUGGACAGUAAAACAGGGUGAUUUUUAAUUUUUAUACUAGUAUUUUCUAUACCAAAUAUAUUUUGUAUUUAUUCAUUUUGGUCUUGAUGUGCAGGCAAAUUACUUGACCUGCAUUAGUAGGGGUGUGCAGGAUGAGACCCAGAGUUCUGGAAACUCCUUUUCAGUAAACCUAAAGAAUUGCAUUCAGAGCAUUUUGUAAACACAUAUUUGAUAACUCUUAGUGGUUGGGAUUUUCACACUUGCAGAUCCUGAUCCUGCAAUGGGCUGGUGCUGUUACACCCUCCUUACGCAGGUAACCUUGGAGGUUUGAGAUCUAAGUGUGUCGUCAUUUUUAAAACAAACCAAACCAGAAUGACUUUCGUUCAGAAAAGAAGUGUUGAAAUCCUCGACAUUUUGUAAAUUCAUACCCUUUGCAAGUAGAAGCCCUUGUGACUUUUGGUAGAAGUUUGAUGUACUGGGCAUUCCUGAGUCCACACUCCACUGGAGCGAAGUUUGGAGGAGCCAGGCUUCUCUGAUGGAGGUAGAAGCACAAACACUGUUUAGAAGCUUUGACACUAAAAAUUAUGCUAUACUUUUCAGUCCUACUAAACCAGCAUAUCAAAAUCUACAGAAAAAUGCAAAAAUGGCAACCCGUGAAUAAUUAGCUGGGUCUCUGUAAUUUUUUUUUUUUGAGUACAGGAUAAAUAGAAAAUUAAGGUUGUUUUUUUUUAUGUAUCGUGGAUGCUUGUGCACCUUAUAGGAAAUUGUUCAAGGCUUUCAUUUACCUGUAUCAAAGCACCAGAGGAAGUACUAAUUGUGUUUUGACUUAAGAAAUAGCCACCGUGUCAACUUGAUGAUGCUCUUCGUGUGGCCUUAUACUUCUCCACAGUACUUUGUAUAAAAUCACCCUUUUCUAUUAAAUGAGGUAUUCUCCCAGUUGAAUGGAUUUUCUUUUACACAAAGUGUAAAUACGGCUAAGAAGUGGAAUCGCUGGCUGCAGGAGCUCUGUGUUGCACUGGCGUGGUGUGAGUAAUAAAAUGCCGCUAGCACAAUGGGACUGCUGGGUUUCCGCGGUGCGGAAGGAUGUGUGUACGUAUUGUAGCGGAGCUGACAGCGGAGCUGUUGUGCUGUCAGGCACCAGGUGGUGUUUUGCUGGGAGAUGGCUCACCUGCUGAACGGAAUAUUUCUGUGGCGUUUAUUCCUGCUGGACUCUUCAGCCACUCCUGCGCUGAAGCUUAGUUGAGCACUGAGGAGGACUUUUUUCCUGGAUGUGUAAAAUGUGGAUAACUAGGAAUGCGCUCUCUUGCACUGCUUCGUUGUUCUAAAACCCUGGUCUCGCUUCUCUGUGUGGGCAAAACGCGGUUCUCGUCGAUGUAAGUGCACACUUGCUGAUCUCGGCUAGAACUCCCCUGAAAUCAGCGGAGACCCAUUUCAGUUGAAAGCGGAGUAUGUCAUUACUUUUACACUUAAGGCUAUAGUUAUAAUUAAUGAUAGUAAGUUUUCAUACUGUACUAAAUUGGAAUAUUGUGCUCGGUGUACUGAAGUUUUUGUGCCUGACCUUUGAAGUGUCUGCACCCUGUUGGCUCUGGUCACCACAGCUGCUGGUCUCUGUUGAUACCCAGUUUCCCAAAUUUGUGUGCUGAAGAAAGACAUUGCUGCUCCUCUUUUUUUUUUUUUUGUUUGGUGGUUUUUUUUGGUUUUGUUUUGUUAAAAUCCCUUUAGAAGUCCCUUAGAACAAGAAGUUUGACUUUUGGAUGCCAUUUUAGCAUGCUUUUAACCGGGGAAAGAAUGUCCUGUCUCAGUCUAGUAGCCAAUUCAGUACUAUUUUUUUUUUUUUUACAGACCAACCAUUUAUGGUGUUCACCUGAGCAAAACAGUUUGGAGACUCGUGUCAUGAUUUAGUAAAUUGUCAUGUUAGUUUGUUGCAUCGUAGCGGGGGAAAGACUGGAGAAUAUGGAAUUUCAAAAAGUGUGUGUCAUGACACGGAAAAGCGAUGGCUCCCUCUUUGUUAGUUUUACUUGGCCUGGGAUUCCUCGCAGCUGGCUCCCACCAGGUGCGCGCUGCCUCUUGCCGCCUGUGCCCAGGAUGUGUGGCUCUUUCUGCCGUGGAUGUGCACGAAUAGCCGAGCCGUGGCGUGGCUGUGUCUGCUCUCUUUGCUCUUUCUGUUCCUUCCUGCUGUGUAGGGGUUAUUUACGGACUAAGCAUGACUGAGGUAACUGCUCUCUUUGCACUUUACUGCCUGAACUAUAUUGUUCAGUCUUUUUAUUUUGAACCUAUAUUUUAAAGAUAUGGAAUCACAUUUUUGUACCUGUUUUUAACUUUUAUUAAAUAAAAAGUAUGUAAUGUGACUGGUUUUAAAUCAUAAAAAAGUUGUGAAUUUUCAGGUUUCGUACAUGCCCUUUCUAGAACUAUGUAAAUCCAUCUGGAUUAAGUUAUAUAUCUUGGCCAGGGAAGACUUUGGGGCUCACUAGUUCGCUUACCUGUAAAGGCAGGACUUCUUGGGUCCUGUCGUAAAUUGGCCAGUGCUUGUCCAUGUGUAAUUUUACACACCCCUGCUCCUGUAUUUGGUGGAAGGUGUACACCACUGCCAGGGUUAGGGGUUUUUGCAUGCUGUCUGAAAACAAGAGUCUUGGGAUUUGUAACUCUGUUCUAGCGUGGCCUCCGGAAGCUGUCGACAAAAGGUGGAGG